UUGGGUUAGGUUUUCUGUCUCUUUCUGUUUUCCUUGUUUUUUCCACCUGUAGAUAAAUCCACAAUGUUGAAAUGGAAUCUUCUAAGGAUGAUGUUAUUGCUCUGGAUGACAAAAGUAACACUUCAGGGUGGCACAGGGUACCAACCUCAAAAUCCAAGUGGCGGUGGAGUACAAAUGUCACCAGGAGGUUAUCCUGUAAACAAAGGUACAGGUGCUUAUGGAAGUGCACAAAAUAAGCCCGGAUAUGGAGGUCAUCCCCCAUAUGGUAAUGGGAAUGGGAACGGCUACCGAGCACCGUCUUUUGGAGGCUACAGCAAUUUAAUGGGCACUCAUCCCCAAAAAGGAACUGGUCUAGGUUAUGGCGCUGGAUCUGCUGCUGUUAAGGGACAAAACUCAAAUCCUGGAGUUUCUGCAGGAUACACCAAUGGUGGGGCGACCAAGACACAAAGCAAACAAGGAUAUGGAGGAUAUCCUAAUGGGGGUGCAGCUAACCAGCCUAAUACAGGGUAUCACAAUGGUGGAACCAAGGGACCUAAACCAGGAUAUGGAGGAUAUCCUAAUGGAGCUGCAGCUAACCAGCCUAAUUCAGGCUCUUCUCUUCAAAAUAUGGGGUAUCCCAAUGGUGGAACCAAGGGACCUAAACCAGGAUAUGGUGCUAAAGCUGGACCCUCAAAUGGACAAGGGGCUAAGCCUAAUGGAUAUGGAGGAUAUCCUAAUGGAGGUGCAGCUAAUCAACCUAAUACAGGCUCUUUUCUUCAAAAUAUGGGGUAUCCCAAUGGUGGAACCAAGGGACCUAAGCCAGGAUAUGGUGCUAAAGCUGGACCCUCAAAUGGACAAGCAUCCAAGCCUAAUGGAAAUGGAGGAUAUCCUAAUGGAGGUGCAGCUAAUCAACCUAAUACAGGCUCUUCUCCUCAAAAUAUGGGAUAUCCCAAUGGUGGAACCAAGGGACCUAAACCAGGAUAUGGUGCUAUAGCUGGACCCUCAAGUGGACAAGGAGCCAAGUCUAAUGGAUAUGGAGGAUAUCUUAAUGGAGGUGCAGCUAAUCAACCUAAUACAGGGUAUCCCAAUGGUGGAACCAAGGGACCUAAACCAGGAUAUGGUGCUAAAGCUGGACCCUCAACUGGACAAGCAGCCAAGCCUAAUGGAUAUGGAGGAUAUCCUAACGGAGGUGCAGCUAACCAACCCAAUACAGGUUCUGCUCUUCAAAAUAUGGGAUAUCCCAAUGGUGGAACCAAGGGACCUAAAUCAGGAUAUGGUGCUAAAGCUGGCCCCUCAAAUGGACAAGGAGCCAAGCCUAAUGGAAAUGGAGGAUAUCCUAACGGAGGUGCAGCUAACCAGCCUAAUACAGGCUCUUCUCUUCAAAAUAUGGGACAUCCCAAUGGUGGAACCAAGGGACCUAAACCAGGAUAUGGUGCUAAAGCUGGACCUUCACCUGGACAAGCAGCCAAGCCUAAUGGAAAUGGAGGAUAUCCUAAUGGAGGUGCAGCUAACCAACCUAAUACAGGCUCUUCUCUUCAAUAUGUGGGGUAUUCUAAUGGUGGAACCAAGGGACCUAAACCAGGAUAUGGAGGAUAUACUAAUGGAGGUGCUGCUAACCAACCUAAUACAGGCUCAUCACUUCAAAAUGUGGGAUAUCCCAAUGGUGGAACCAAGGGACCUAAACCAGGAUAUGGUGCUAAAGCUGGAACCUCAAAUGGACAAGGAGCCAAUCCUAAUGGAUAUGGAGGAUAUCCUGAUGGAGGUGCAGCUAACCAGCCUAAUUCAGGUUCCUCACUGCAAAAUAUGGGGUAUCCCAAUGGUGGAACUAAGGGACCUAAACCAGGAUAUGGUGCUAAAGCUGGACCCUCAAGUGGACAAGGAGCCAAGCCUAAUGGAUAUGGAGGAUAUAUUAAUGGUGGUGCAGCUAACCAACCUAAUACAGGCUCCUCACUUCAAAAUAUGGGGUAUCCCAAUGGUGGAACGAAGGGACCUAAACCAGGAUAUGGUGCUAAAGCUGGACCCUCAACUGGACAAGCAGCCAAGCCUAAUGGUUAUGGUGUUCCUGGAUAUAUGUCAAAAGGACCUUAUAAAGCAGCAAAUUCAGGUUAUAUGCCUGUAACAACUGGAAAACAGGGUGCUUCCAGUGGAAAUGGACCUAAAGGAGAGAUUUUAAGCCGUGGAGGACAAAGUCAUGCCCCAGUAACUUCUAACACCAAGGGAUUUUUACCACUAUCUGGACAUGAGCAAAAUAUAGGAUUACGUCCAGGACAAACUAAAGACGUUUCACCAGUUCUGCAACAAACAAAGGGACAAAAUCUUCAUCCACAGGGCAAAGCCCCCAACUCUAUGGCACCUUGGCCUGCUCCAAAUCCAUUUAUGCAAGGUCCUGGUUCAUAUAAACCUAGUAAAGCUUACAAACCAAAACCAGUUGCAACAGUAGCCUCUCAAUCAAUCUCUGCAGAAUCAGCUCCCAUUCCUCAAACAUCACAGACAGUUGGACUAGAGCAGGAACAAGUCCUUUCACAGGAACAAAACAUAAGGCCAGAGUUACCACAAGCCAGAAUUUCUUCACAGGUGCCUUUAGUGCCAGGAUCAGCUCAAUCAACCACAGAGAUACAACAAUCCAAGAUUCAGUCAAACAAGCCUGUGCCUCAAAUGAAGAAUCCAAUGGCAAAUCCUGAACUCACUCAUCUGGGACAACCAAAUGGACAGAUGCAGGGAGCUAUACCUUCAAAGCCUGAUUGUGGACCUGGAGGACAACCUAAUGGGCAAUGGGUCAAACUUCCAAGUCUUGGGUAUCCGAAUGGAAAAGGAGAAGUUGCUUCACAACCAGGCUAUGGAGCAGGAAUGGGUGGUUAUCCAGCUCAUGGUAUGAAUAAUGGCUACAAAGCAGGUUAUGGAGGCUAUGGAAACCAAUUGAAAAAUCCAGCUGGACCACAAGGUGAGCAACCAACAGGAUUUAAGGGAAAAUCUCAAGCGAAAUAUGGAAUUGGUGGACUUCCAUUUGGUGCUUCCCCAAAUGGAUAUCAAACAAACCCCUCUGGACAAUAUGGUAAUGAUGGUCAGCGCUAUGGAGCCAAAUCCUACAAUCCUAAAGCGUUUGGAAAAUACGGACACGGUAGUUUACCGUACAACUCUCAGCCUUUACUUCCUGAAUCUGUUGCCAGGUCCUCUGGUAAAUACGAUUUUGGCGGGUUACCCUACAAUGGCCAGCCACAUGGAUAUGGACAAAAGGGUCUUCAAAAUGGUGGUCAGCCACUUGAUCUCAGGCCUGAUGCUGUGUCUGGAAAAUAUGGUCAAGGUUCUCCAGAAUCCCUGUAUAAUCCAGAAACAAUCAGUUUCGGUGGCGAUGCUAACUAUGGUAAUCCAGCAGUGUCAUAUGAACUCCUUGGCCCAGUGACUGAUGGCCAGUCUGUUGAUGAAAAUAGAAGCCUGGAGACUUUGCAUCAAGGUCCUGAGAUUGAUGGACAGAAAGCCAUUGACCAAUAUGGAGAUGGAGAGGUUCAACCCCAUCCUGAUGCUCCAGAAGCUGGAUAUGCAAAUGCACAAUCCAUCGAGAAAUAUGGAACUGGGGAUUAUACAAAUGGAAGAAUACAGCCAGAAGGUAAAAGUAAUGUUCAAAACUCUGCUUCUCUGAAUGUUGCAAAUCCUGUAUUUACAGAUAUAUUUAUAUAUCUGUAAAUAUCUAUAUAAUCGCAGGAUUU
Pimephales promelas (fathead minnow) is the source of this 3683-nucleotide messenger RNA. The record is from RefSeq and is a predicted model, not a curated record. NCBI's taxonomy places the organism in Eukaryota, Metazoa, Chordata, Actinopteri, Cypriniformes, Leuciscidae.